AUUUAAUAAAUAUGACUGACUUUGGCGGAGAUUCCGGUGGGAGGCUCAAAGGCGUGACCAUUGUCAAGCCGAUUGUUUACGGGAACAUAGCGCGCUCCUUUGGCAAGAAACGAGAGGAGGACGGACACACGCAUCAAUGGAAGGUCUAUCUGAAGCCUUUCCAAAACGAGGACAUGUCCAUUUACGUCAAGAAGGUGCAUUUCAAGCUACACGAGAGCUAUGCGAAUCCGAACAGGAUCGUCGUGAAGCCGCCGUAUGAGAUCACAGAGACUGGAUGGGGCGAGUUCGAGGUGGUCAUCAAGAUCUACUUUAAUGACCAGUCGGAGCGGCCUGUGACGUGCUACCACAUCCUCAAGCUCUUUCAGUCGCCGGUCGUCGAUGGUGAGCUCACCUCCAGCACCACAAUGGACACUAAGAAGGGCCUUGUAUCGGAGUCCUACGAGGAAAUCGUUUUCCAAGAACCCACACAAAUCAUGCAGCACUACUUGCUUCUCUCGGAACAAAGCGCCAAUGGCCUGCUAACCCACGACACCGACUUUGAGGAGAAGAAGACAAAAACUUUGGAUAAUAUUGUCAACGUAAAGCAGAAAGUGAAAGUGGAGAUCGUUACACUCAAGGACAAACUGAAGCUGGCACGAGAAACUAUAUCAAAGUUCAAGGCGGAAUUGGCAAAGGUUCAAAAGCCACCUGCGUAAUAAGCAUUGGAUUAAAAGUCUGGAGAUCCAUAUACUAUAUUUGUAAUUAUUUUUAGGUCAAAUAUAAGUACGAAAAAUUGAAA
Molecule: messenger RNA, 778 nt
Organism: Drosophila kikkawai
Lineage: Eukaryota; Metazoa; Arthropoda; Insecta; Diptera; Drosophilidae
Gene: Gas41
Product: YEATS domain-containing protein 4 Gas41
Biological process (GO): regulation of DNA-templated transcription
Source: RefSeq, a predicted model, not a curated record